AUUUUUCUCGACGCAGCUGACGAUGUAAACAAGAGAAGACAGUCGAGCUCAACAGGGAAAUCGAGCGCACCGGCGACAUUUCGGAUUCAAAGGCACUUUUUUUCGGGGAUUGGACUCGCGAUCCGCCCGAAAUGGGGCUCCCGGUGACCAUAAAAGUCAAUUUUCGAGGAAACGUCAAGAGAUUCCUGGCGGGCGAACUGGACAAGCUGGAGUGGAGCUCGGUGGAAGCCUGGAUUAAAGCGUCAUUCGGAAUUAACCACUUCCAAGUCAAGUACUUUGACGAGGACAGCGAAGAGAUUUGCAUCAACAGUCAAGACGAGUACGAGGAAGCCAUCAAGAGUGCCGAGAAGCAGGGCAACCACCUCAUCAUGAACGUCUACAAAAUGAAGGGACAGGCCUGCGGUGGGCCGCUCAAGACGGAGGUCAAAGAACUGAAGGGCGACCUCCGACCGGCACCCCCAUACCCGUCGCGGGUCAAGACGGUGGACAAGGGCACGCAAGUCACCCCGGAGCGAGAAGCUGUGACCGCCAAGGACAACAAAGGGUCCAAAGCAGAAGAUGAACCUCCUCCCAUGUGGUUCAGAUCCUACAUGGAGAAGUUUAAAGACGAGGUGGUCAAGGAGGUGGUGGAGCGCAUGUGCAGCGACUUCUCGGGCCAGUGUUGUACGCACAAGUCUCCCGCGCCGCCGCCUCCCGAGGCCAGCGGCCCCAGUUGCGCUCCCGUCAUGGGGCCCAGGCCCGGACCCCCCGCCGCCACCGUGGGGCCCAAGCCGGGCCCCUCCACCUCCAGCGGGUCUCUCGGUUACACCCCAAACUGCAGCAGCUGCAACAAACUCACCUCUGAAGGAGCCUACAAGUGCAGCGUUUGCCCGUCCUGCAUCCUGUGUGAGAUGUGUCGGCACAGCCACGACCCCAGCCACAACCUCGUGAGAACCAAGACGCCCCUGUCCAUCCCCGAGCACGGCAUGUCGGGAGAAUUGAGGUUCCCACGGCGAGGAGACAGGACGGUGCGCAAGGCCGAACGACAGCGCCUCAAAGCAGAAAGGAGGCAGCUGCGAGCCGAAGUGAAGGAAAUCAAGAAGAAACUGAGAUUGGAAAAACGGGGCAUGCAGUGGAGCGGGCCCUCUACCUCGGGCCGAGCCGCCGCCCUGACUAACACGGCCUCCGCCUCCACCCAGGCCCCCGCCCCGCUACCCCCGCCCGCAGCCUCAGACACAGCCUCAGGUCCCGUCCCCGCCCCGGCCCCCGACCCCCAGGCCUCCAGUCCAGAGGGUCCCGGGGCCUCGCACUCGUCCUUGCUGCCCACUAUGGCCGCCUUGUUUCUGGAUGAAAAUCUGCCGGACGGCACCCGCCUGGAGCCCGGCACCAAGUUCAUCAAAUACUGGAAGAUGAGGAACUCGGGCACUAUCGACUGGACCCCCGAGACCAAGCUGGUGUUCAUGUGGGGCAACCUCGGCCUGGCGUCGGAGGAGAGGAGGUCGGUGCCCGUCCCCCUUCUGCUGCCGGGCCAAGUGGGCGUGGUCAGCGUGACCUUUGUGGCGCCGGUGAUGGAGGGCACGUACACCUCCCAUUGGAGGUUGGCGCACCGCGGCCACCAGUUCGGGCCGCGCGUGUGGUGCAGCAUCGUGGUCGAGCCCGGCAAUGGCCUCAAUGCACUUGAGCAGCACCGGAAGCGACUGAGGGAGCAGAUGAGGCCGGGAGCACAGGACGAGGCAGUCCGCUCCAAGGAGGGCUUGUCCGUGGACAUCAGCCACAACGGCUUCUUCCUGCCUUACGUGGACCUGCUGACUGCUCAGGAUCUUUUGUCCUUUGAGUUGAUGGAUAUAAACAUUGUGCAGGAGUUAGAGAAGGUCCCCAACAACACCCCCGUGGAUCUAACACCUUGCAUCUCCCCUAUGCCCCACGAUGCACCAGUGCCGGAGAAGACACUCACCGCACAGGUCAAAGACGACACACAGGUCACAGGCGUCCGAAAGGUUUUUGUCGGAAAACCGAGGCACCCGAGGGAGCAGCCGUGGGAGGCGGCGGCCCCGGACGAGGAGCGCGAGGAGGAGAUCAGCGGCGCUCAGUUCCUGUGCGAGACGGUCAUGCGCUCGCUCACACUGGAGGAGGCCCCCGACCACAGGCCGCUGCGCAGGAGUCAGCAACAUGCCGGCCGCCAGGCGCAGGUUGUCUCACGCGGUCCGAGUUGCGGCGUUGAGAAGGAGCCGCCGCCUGCGAACGGCGAGCAAGAAGGAAAUGAGAUUUGCGCGCUAACAAUACCAGCUGCGUCGGAAGCGCCUGGCGACGGCCUGCCUGCUGAUGACGAUGAGGACGAUGACGAUGAAAAUGCGAAGGAUUGUAAGGAAGAGAAAGGGGACGACUGGGAUGAGGUGAGCAGCCAAACAUCGUCGUCGUCCUCCUGCGACGACUUCAUCAUCGUCCUCCCCGACUGCUUCGACACGACUCGUCCACUCGGCGAGUCCAUGUACAGCUCGGCCAUGUCGCAACCCGACGCCGUCGUCACGGCCACGCUGGCCAGCCCCGAGCCGUUGCGCGAGGAAGACUACGCAUCAGACGCCGGCGGGGCCUCGCCACCUCCGCCGCCACCGGAAGAAGAGGACAACGUGGAUGACGUGGCGCAGAUGGAGAAUGACGAGGACCUGGAAUGCGACGCCGCGCCCUCGCCCGCUCUCGCCAUCCACACCAGCGUCAACCAGAUGCUUUGCGCCUCGCAGUCUCUGGACGCCGCCACGCUUAUCCCGGAAGUGGUCCCCCCGCCGCCGGCUAUCUACUCGCCCAGGUCAGAGGCGUUGUACCUGGCGGAGGAUGCGUGUCACGCAGUCGAUGAAUCGCACACGCCGAGGGUCCCCGCCAGUGUUUCAUCGGGCCUGUCCAGAUCGGCAGGAUCAGCAUCCAGCGCCUUUGAGACGUACAACCCCAGACCCAGCAACGCACUGCAGCCCAGGGCUCAAGGGGGCCUCACCGAGGGCCUGGUCAAGGGGGCCCUCUCAGUGGCGGCGUCCGCUUAUAAGGCUCUAUUCACCGGGCCCAACUGUCCCAUACAGCGCGGCGUGGACCCGGCGGCGCGCCAAGACCCCUCCCUCAUGGCCAUGCUGCUGGAGAUGGGCUUCCGAGACCGGCGUCUCAACCAGCGUCUGCUACGCAAGCACGGCUACAACCUGCUGCACACCGUCAACGAGCUGGUGCAGAUGGCCGAGGACGCGCCGCCCGCACGUGCCGUCCAGGCACCCCACUGACAAGAAGGCGCGCACGCGAUGAUGUUUUUUUUUUGUUGUUGUUUUUUUAUUAUUGUCUCUCCGAUAUCAUGUUGAGAUAUAUUUAAAGGGUGAGCAGAUUAUCGUCGUGUUCAUUUGGACCAAGCGUGAUAGUGAAGAGCUGCUCGUAGUUGACUCCGAUUGCUGGUUAGCUUUCAAUGCGGGACGAAAAUUGACGUUUUAGUGUUUUUAUACGGAGGGCUUAUUUUUUGUGAUGGAGCUCGCGCUAACGUCCCUUUUCCACUGCAUGGUCCCUACAAGACAUGUCGGCACAAAGUACUAUUUCGGGCUCAGACAGGGUUCCAAAUGAAUGCUUCAUGUUAGCUUGAUCCACAGUCUCCUUUUGGAUCACGUUUUCCUCCUUUACUGAGAUAAGUACUAUCUCUUUAUUUUCUAGUAUUUCUUCAGACAGGGUUCCAAGUGUGAUGGUCGAAAAAUUGUAAAAAAAAAAAACAAAACACAUGCUUGUGUUAGCUUGAGCAAUAGCCUCCACUAGGCUGCAAAAAAGCCCUCAGUCUCCUUUUAGAUCAAAAUUUUCUCCUUUACUCGUGGUUUUCUCAACAGGGGUGGGGGGCUGGUAUGUCGCAGUGGAAAAGCGACGCGAGUAUGAGCGAACCGUUGAAUGUCGGUAGAAAAAGCGCAAAUAGCAAGGCCACCUUUUCUCGUGUAACCGUAGUCCACUUUGCCUAAACAAUGCAAUCUUUUUGUAUCCGAGUACUGUUCUCUUUUAGACAUUGACGUGUGGAAUGUAAUACACAGAAUAUAUACCUAAAUAUAUAAUCACCGCGGGAGUUUCGAGUGGUGUUCCGGUGGUCCGCUUGACGCCUUCUUCCCGCCGUUUCACCAAAAUCUAGCAAAGCUCGUAUUAGCAACCUUGAGAUGUCUCCGCAAAACAACACAUUCCUCAAUCUCCAUGGCUAACCGACAUCUUUUAUUAUUCUUGCUGUCAUUGUCAUUGCCUUAGUUCAUCGAGUUGCUUGUUCCGCAUUGUGUGGUUUUGGAGCAGAUUCCUAUUCUUUUAUCGGCGCGAGUGUGGUUUGGAGGUUUACCGUGUGUCGUGUUGUCCCGUUUUGUGCUGAAUGUCAAAAGAGUUUUGAAAAAGUUCCGCUUGUCACAUCUUCUGCAAACACUUUUCUCAACCCCUCUGCUGUAGAUUCCAAAAUAAACAAUUUGCACAUGG
This is a messenger RNA of Hippocampus comes (tiger tail seahorse), 4437 nucleotides long. It is a transcript of the gene nbr1a, whose product is annotated as NBR1 autophagy cargo receptor a. Gene Ontology annotation, biological process: macroautophagy. Lineage: Eukaryota; Metazoa; Chordata; Actinopteri; Syngnathiformes; Syngnathidae. The transcript is spliced from 22 exons. The coding region runs from base 132 to 3239 and encodes 1035 amino acids. The record is from RefSeq and is a predicted model, not a curated record. Gene Ontology annotation, molecular function: ubiquitin binding. Gene Ontology annotation, cellular component: phagophore assembly site.